CAUGGGAAGAAGUAAGUUGCCAUUGUUGAAGAUUGAGAGUUUGACCAAUAGACAAGUCACAUUUAGCAAGAGAAGAAAUGGAAUUCUCAAAAAAGUUUAUGAAUUAUCUGUUUUAUGCGAUGUAGAUGUUGCUAUAAUCAUGUUCUCUCCUUCUGGUCGUCUCACACAUUAUUCACGUAAAAGAAGAAUUGAAGACAUUCUUUCUGAGCUCAUUAGUCUCCCAGAUAGUGAAAGAGGAUUCUACAUCAAGAAUAAAGAGUCUGUACUUUGGAACCUAAGGAAGAUUGAAAUUGAAGAUAAAUUCUGUGAUAUUGAAAGGAUAAAUCCUGCAUACGUCAACGCAAAUGACACAACAAAGAAAAUUCAAGAUGAAAUCAAUGGCUUGCAUUGUAAACUCGAUGAGGCUGAGGGAUUAUUAAGAUACACAAAGAAUUACAUCACUCCAUGAGCUUGAUUUGUGUGAAAAACGUCUUCACGUUGCAUUAAACCAAGUUAGACAAAGAAUGGAACAACUCUCCAGCAAUAAUACAUCAAGUUAUGAAGAUAAU
Messenger RNA from Solanum tuberosum (potato), 548 nucleotides. RefSeq names its product agamous-like MADS-box protein AGL104. The coding region runs from base 2 to 448 and encodes 148 amino acids. NCBI's taxonomy places the organism in Eukaryota, Viridiplantae, Streptophyta, Magnoliopsida, Solanales, Solanaceae. The record is from RefSeq and is a predicted model, not a curated record. The transcript is spliced from 8 exons. Gene Ontology annotation, molecular function: protein dimerization activity; DNA binding.